Messenger RNA from Cherax quadricarinatus, 782 nucleotides. NCBI's taxonomy places the organism in Eukaryota, Metazoa, Arthropoda, Malacostraca, Decapoda, Parastacidae. The record is from RefSeq and is a predicted model, not a curated record.
AACUCUGGGGUGUGGGAUCAUUGAACAAGAGAUUCUUUCCAACACUGGUGCACAAGACAAGAUUGGCUGGGCAUUUGGUUUAGGGCUGGAACGAUGGGCCAUGAAGCUGUAUAGCAUUCCAGACAUCAGACUCUUCUGGUCCACUGACUCUGGUUUUCUCUCUCAGUUCCAGUUUGAUGAUCCAGCAACAAAUUUCAAGUACCAAGUUUAUCUGAUUGAUACUUACACUCAUCCAAAGAAGAAAUCAACCUCUUGCUGCUACCGCAUAGUUUACCGUCAUAUGGAAAAGGUAAUCACACAAGAAGAGGUCAACAUUAUCCAUAAGAGAAUAGAAGAAAAGGCAACAGCAGACUUAGGAGUCACAAUGCGAUGAAGGAUUAUUUAACCAUUAAACUGUCCAAACGUAGAUCUACGUUUUUUCAACAUUUGAAAGUAUGUAAAAAACGUAGAUCUUCUUUUGUUUUUUACUUUUGAAAAUGUGUAAGAAAAACUUUGAUCUACAUUUUUUUUUUUUUGUUAUAUUUGAAAAUAUGUAAAAAAACGUAAAUCUACUUUUGGAGCACUACGCAUGUUAAUGUAGAUCUGGUUGGACAGUUUAAGGGUUAAUGUUAAAGGACUAAUUACCUCAUCUUCCAGUAUUUGCUGUAUAUAUUUCUGUUAUGUCCAUGUAUUGUAUUGAUAAAACCAUGGGAUGGUGAAACAUCUAUAAGUAAAGAUACCCAGAUGUUGCACUUACGUCUAAUUCAUCAUUAGAUUAUUUAAUGCAUUAAAAAUUUUAUGUU